Messenger RNA from Dictyostelium discoideum AX4, 1540 nucleotides. RefSeq names its product RNA recognition motif-containing protein RRM. Gene Ontology annotation, molecular function: nucleic acid binding; RNA binding. The annotation marks the transcript as partial. Gene Ontology annotation, cellular component: nucleus. NCBI's taxonomy places the organism in Eukaryota, Evosea, Eumycetozoa, Dictyosteliales, Dictyosteliaceae. The transcript has a single exon. The record is from RefSeq and is a predicted model, not a curated record.
AUGGGUGAUAAUAAUAAUAAUAAUAGUAGUAGUAAUGGAUCACCAGAUUUAAAUAAAGAUGAUGAUAAAAAAUUAUCACCUAAAAGAGUAAGGUCAACAUCAAGAUCAAUGUCUAGAUCACCAAGAUCAAGGUCAAAAUCAAGAUCACUUUCUCCAAAGAAAAAGUCAAAUAGAUCUUCAUCACCACUAUCACCUUCACCUAAAAGAAAAUCUUCACCAUCACCAUCGUCAUCAUCAAAUAAAAGAAAGAAUGGUUCAUCCAGAUCACCUUCACCAAUGAAUUAUUCACCAUCAAAUAGAAAAUCAUCAAGAUCUCGUUCACCAAUUGGUGGGAAAAAUAAUGAUAAUAAUAAUAAUGAUAAAAAAAGUAGCUCACCCUAUAGAGAAAGUAAUUAUAGAGGUGGUGGUGGUGGUGUUGGUAGUAGUAGAAGGUCGCCAUUACAUUCAUCAUCAUCAUCAUCAUCAAGAAGACAAUUAUCAAGAUCACGUUCACCAAUUAGAGCGAGAUCACCAUCACCAUACAGAAGACAAUUAUCAAGAUCACGUUCACCAAGACGUAGAUCACCACCUCCAAAAAAGCAAUAUCAUCACCAACAACAACAACAUCAUCAUCAUCAUCAUCAUCAUCAUCACAACAAUAAUAAUCGUCCAAGAAAUUCACAUUCUAGAUCAAGAUCUAGAAGUAUGAUCAAGAUCAACUUUACCACCACCACCACCACCACCACCAAGAUCAUAUAGUUUAUCACCAAUUAGAGUUGAUAGAUUAACACCCAAUGUUAAUAAAGACCAUUUACAAGAGAUAUUUGAAAAUUUCGGUUCAAUAAAAGAUAUUGAUUUCUUAUGGGACAAAGAAAUUGAUCAACCAAUGGGUUAUGCUUUAUUGUAUUUUCAUCAAAAAGAUGAAAGAGAUAAAGCAAAAAGAUAUAUGGAUGGUGGUAGAAUCGAUGGUCAAAUUGUAACUGUAAGAUAUUUAAAUCCAAAACCUUCUUCAAGUCAAUCUUUUAAAUCAAGAGGAAUUGAUCAAAGAAGAACUACUACCACUUCUAGUGGUAGUAGUAGUUAUAGAGGUGGUAGUGGUAGUAGUAGAGAUAUGAGAGAUGUUAGAGAUAAUAGAGAUAAUAGAUAUAGAAUUUCAAGUGGUGGAAGAAAUAGUGGAGGUGGUAGAUAUAAUAGAGAUCAUUAUAAUAACAACAAUAAUAAUAAUAAUAAUAAUAAUAGAUCAAUUGAUAGAGAUUAUAGUCCAAGAAGAAGAAACUAUAGUAGAAGUAGAACAAGAAGUAGAAGUAGAGGUAAAAGUGGAAGUAGAAGUAGAAGCAGAAGUAGAAGUUUUGGAAGAAACUCAAAUAACAAUAAAAGAAUAAAUAAAAGUUUAAGUAGAAGUAGAAGUAGAAGCAGAAGUAGAAGUAGAAAUAGACGAGUUAGAGAUUAUAGUAGAAGUCGAAGUAGAAGUAGGAGUUUGAAUAAAAGUAAAAGUAGAAGCAGAAGUAGAAGUAGAAGCAGAGGGUAUAGAAGAAGAUCCUCUUCACCUUCUAAAUACUAA